AUGAGCUCAUGGAAAAUACAUUUUCCUCUCUUGGUGACCAAAGAAACAAUCAUGGCUCAGGCUUCUCUUAUCUACAUUCUCCUAAGUUUUUCCAUCAUAAUCCUUUCUAAUGCAGCCGAUAUAAACAUUGACUGUGGAUCAUCAAGCUCGCACAUUGAUGCGGACAACAGAACGUGGGUGGGAGACACGGACUUUCUAACCACCGGUUUAACGUCCACAUUUAAACCAAUAGUCACAACCGCUGAAUCUCUAACCACGCUCCGGUAUUUUCCAACGGGCGAGACAAAUUGUUACUCCAAUAUUCCGGUCGAUAAAGGUGGGAAAGUGCUAGUUCGGACGAGAUUCAACUAUGGAAACUACGACGGAGAGAACACAGCUCCCAAGUUUGAUGUCGUGUAUGAUGGAAAACAUCGAGAUUCGGUCGUCACUGUGACGUCCAUCAGCGGUACACGAUCAGAGGCGAUAUUUAUUCCUGAGAGUGGGAAUACUAGUGUUUGCUUCUUCCGUAUGUUUUUGAACGAAAACCCUUUUGUGUCAACCAUUGAAGUGCGGAGGUUGGACGACUCCAUGUACACCGAUCUUGGCCCUAAGGAAGGUUUCAUUCUACAACAACGAACAGCCUAUGGUAGGGUACAGGAUUUUGUAAGAUCUCCAUUUGAUUCUUACGAUAGAAUUUGGGCGGCAACACCACUAUCGACCAGAACUCUAACAAGUGCUGCCACUUCUAUCAACACUACAGGGGCUGAUAAUCGACCACCGGAGAUUGUCCUUCGGACCGCUUGGUCGCAGAAGGACAUGGCUUUCUAUGAUAUAAAACUACCUUUUUCCGGAGUAACAUUUUACAUUGUCCUUUACUUCUCGGAACCACUAACUCUUGCUUCCGACCAAAAGCGGUCUUUCUACGUUAACUACGAUAACAAACAAGUGGGUCCAAGUCUUAUCGUGCCACCUUUCGGGGCAGUGGCUCAAGCUUCUCUGAGGGCUGUCGUCACAACAAGCCUUCCCUAUCUAACAUUUAAAGCUACACCAGACUCGAAUUUGAACCCACUCAUCAACGCCCUUGAGCUCUAUGUUAUUAGCAAUAGUGCUGGAAACAGCACGAAUUCAACGAGCACCGGUGGUGGCAGCCCUAGCACUCGCGGUGGUGGUGGUGGAAGCACUGGCGGUGGUGGUGGUGGCAGCCCUAGCACUGGCGGUGGUGGUGGAAGUCCUAGCACUGGCGGUGGUGGCAGUCCUAGCACUGGCGGUAGUGGUGGCAACUCAGGCUCCAGUGGCGGUGGAGGCAAAUCCGGGGAGAAAAGCAGCAACGUCUUAGUUGUGUCUCUUAGUAUUUCAAUUCCGUCGUUAGCUGUUCUUGUAACUGGUGGUGUGGUCACCUGGAAUUUUUUCUUCAAAUCCAAGCGCAGGCCCGAAUCAGAAAGGCCACUAAGCACCACCCAUCAUCAUCAUUAUGGGAGUGAACACACGGUCAUUGCAGGGAAAGCAGAAACCGUAACUCAGAUACAUAAUGCAAAGUAG
Raphanus sativus (radish) is the source of this 1518-nucleotide messenger RNA. RefSeq lists its product as uncharacterized. The record is from RefSeq and is a predicted model, not a curated record. Bases 1 to 1518 code for a protein of 505 amino acids. The transcript has 6 exons. Lineage: Eukaryota; Viridiplantae; Streptophyta; Magnoliopsida; Brassicales; Brassicaceae.